AUGGAUCUUCCGGUUUUUGGAAAUUGGUUCACAUGGUUCAAUUCUAAUGGUAAGAGCAGAAGCAGACUGGAUAGAAUUUUGGUUGAUGAUCGGGUUAUUUCUUUGUUAUCCUUGAAGAAUCAAGUGGUGGGAGAUAGAGAUGUGUCGGAUCAUCGGCCUGUGUGGUUGAAGUCCAACUUCGUCAAUUGGGGGCCUAAACCUUUUAGGACCUUUAACUGCUGGUUCUCUCACAAGGAAUUCGUCCCUUUUGUCAUGAAAUCGUGGAACUCGUAUCACUUCACAAGAUCUUCCUGCAACAUCUUGACUAAGAAACUUCAAGCCCUUAAAACUGAUCUCAAGAAUUGGAACUACAAUGUUUUUGGAUGGCUGGAGCUAAAGAUUGAGGAUAAUAUUGAAAAGUUCAACAAGCGGGAGUUGGAUUCUGUUGUGGACUCUGAAUCCUAA
Messenger RNA from Lathyrus sativus (Indian pea), 444 nucleotides. The record is from the annotation of a GenBank genome assembly. NCBI's taxonomy places the organism in Eukaryota, Viridiplantae, Streptophyta, Magnoliopsida, Fabales, Fabaceae.